This is a messenger RNA of Nerophis lumbriciformis (worm pipefish), 570 nucleotides long. Lineage: Eukaryota; Metazoa; Chordata; Actinopteri; Syngnathiformes; Syngnathidae. The record is from RefSeq and is a predicted model, not a curated record.
AUGACGGAGUAUAAAUUGGUGGUGGUGGGAGCUGGAGGCGUGGGCAAGAGUGCACUCACCAUCCAACUCAUCCAGAACCACUUUGUGGAUGAGUAUGACCCCACUAUUGAGGACUCUUAUAGGAAACAGGUUGUUAUUGAUGGAGAAACCUGCCUGCUCGACAUCCUGGAUACUGCAGGUCAGGAGGAAUACAGUGCAAUGAGGGACCAGUACAUGAGGACAGGGGAGGGAUUCCUCUGUGUGUUUGCCAUCAACAACACCAAAUCCUUUGAGGACAUACAUCAAUACAGGGAACAGAUUAAACGUGUGAAAGACUCCGAUGAUGUUCCAAUGGUGCUUGUGGGCAACAAAUGUGACCUCCCAGCACGCACGGUGGACACAAGGCAAGCCCAGGAACUCGCCCGUUCCUAUGGCAUCCCUUACAUCGAAACCUCUGCAAAGACACGACAGGGAGUGGAAGAUGCCUUCUACACACUGGUCAGAGAAAUUAGGCAACAUAAACUGAGGAAGCUGAACCCACCGGAUGAGAGCGGUCAGGACUGUAUGAGCUGUCGCUGUGUUGUAUCAUGA